AUGGUAAGAGCCGAUGAUGCUCUAAUGGAGAUCAUGACUGGUCUUUUAACAGCUUAUUGUGCACUUGGAGUUUUUGGUUUCGUUUGCAAUCUACUUAACAUACCACUAUUGGUGAUUCUUCUAGCCUCGAGAAAGCUCCGUCGAGAGGCUAAGCUGAUAAUCUGCCUUACUAUUGGCGAUUUAAUCAAUUGUUUGGCUCUAACGAUGAUGGGAUUCGAUACUGUUCCGUUACAGACAUCUUUGUCAUGUGCCAGCGGACUGUACAUUUGGCUCAGGACACUCUAUUUAUGUGCCAUCAGCGUUUUCGCUGUUCUAUUAUUCUGUGCAAUUGGAAUAGCUUUGGCGAUCAUGAACAGCGGAAACGGUUACGUGAAGUUCGAUUGUGGCAGAAAGGCAACUUUCUCGUUAUUCUAUGCUCAAUCCAUUUACUACUGGGAAAUGUUAGGUUACUUUUUUGGCCUGUUGAUGAACGCUGCUGCAUAUUUGCGAGCGAAGUCGGUUAUAACAACGCCCACAGUGCGAGAGCAAAUGAAGAGGAUACGAUAUGGACUAGCACUUGGCGUGCUCUCGACGGUACUGGUGUCAGUGCCAAACGUGAAAUCGCUGUUCCUCGAACAACUCCGCUUCGCUGGAAUGGAUGAAUGGAUAUCACAAACGUUCAACUGGGCCAGCAUUAUUAAUUCUUCGUUCAAUAUCUUUGUAUACCUUUGGCUUUAUCGAGAUUUUCGCGAUGAGUUCGCCAGAAUAUUCCGAUGUAAGUCUGUAUUCACAACAUAA
Messenger RNA from Haemonchus placei, 777 nucleotides. The record is from the annotation of a GenBank genome assembly. Lineage: Eukaryota; Metazoa; Nematoda; Chromadorea; Rhabditida; Trichostrongylidae.